Messenger RNA from Pseudopipra pipra, 10389 nucleotides. RefSeq names its product transmembrane protein 156 (gene TMEM156). NCBI's taxonomy places the organism in Eukaryota, Metazoa, Chordata, Aves, Passeriformes, Pipridae. The record is from RefSeq and is a predicted model, not a curated record.
GGAGCGGCAGGGGAGGCGGUGUCUCCUUUUGUGGGGUUUCUCUUGAAUAACCCCAUAAAAGCUUCGUCCUGUCCCUGCGUCCCUGUCUUCCAAAAGCACAAAGCCGAACUUUUCCUUAGCUGCCCACUCCCCCAUUUCAGAGAAAUAAAGCUGCGGUGACACAGACCGCAGCCUGUAGCCUCCCCUCAGGAAUCUGUGCCUGUGUGGUGCUGAGGCAGCUGCUCGUCACCGCCUCAUGGGCGAACACACACAGCCUCUUCUGCCCUCGUCGAACAAUGCCUUACCAGGGACUGCUGCCUUCCAGAGAUGGAAUGAUUUCCCAAAUUAAUAGACUGUGUGACAGCGUAUAAGGGUGCACGAGGCCACUGCUCAGGCAUGGCGGUGCAGGUUUGAUGCUGUAAUGAGACAGUUAGUUCUUGCUUUGUUUAAUUCUGCAUGGAAAUAUGGCCUGUGUGGCUGUGUGCUUUGCCUGUCUGCCAGUUCUCACCCUGGCUGGCUUUAAAUGAUUGAGCUAAUUUGAACUAAACUUGACUAAAGGAUAGGGUUUUCAAAGGUACCAGUUGUUCCAGCUGUGUAAAAAUUAUUAGCUAGGUGGAGAGUAGCGUGCCCUGAGGAAUCUGUUUUCCAGGUCUGUUUGUGGCCAGGCCACACAUGCUGAACUGCCUGAGGAUAGCAGUGUCUAAAACUUAAGGUGUCCCUGGGGAACAUGCAGACAGAUCACAUCUGGGCCCUCUGAACUCAGAAAUGAAACUAAAAUGUGCCAUCACAGUAGCCCUAAAAUAGAUAUUCCCCAUCUGUACUGCAGAGUUCUUGGAAGCCUUCUUCUAUAGAAUCUAAAGCUCAACAUAUUCCACAGGUUAAUACUUUAUCAGCCUGAACUUGAGUGGGAUCCUAUAGGGCAAUUUCUGUUUUGACCUUGGGCACUACCAACAGCAAUGACAGUCUGACUAUAUCAGAAAGGGACAGAUACUUGACAUAGUCUUCCUGCUGUUUUCCAGUAUUUUCUACACUCCUUCUGGGCAGAUAGGAUGGGUGAACACCACGCAACCUUGAAAACAGGAAAAUAUAAAUUGAUACAGAAGAUACUUAAGGGGCAAAAACAAAGUAGAGCUAAUUUGCUAAUGGAUGACACAAAUUGCAGUGUUUUACUUUUUAAAUUCGUAUCUAUGAUUUUUUGUAUCCUGUUACUUCUGUUCCACCAUACUGUCAAAAAAUCAGUUCACUUUGCUUUGGUUUCAUUGCUUUCAUUGCAUAAAAGCGAUGUAUUUAAAAUAUCAUAUUAACAAACUUCUAUUCCCCGCAGCUUCGUUAAGUCUCUUUCCAUAGAAUGAAUACUUCUACCCGCCUUACUCAUCUUCUGAGAUAACUAGAUGACAAGAAGAGUGUUUCAAUUUUUUAGAGCACCUCUUAUUUUAAUUUCAACAGCAUUGCUUUGUUUGGGUAGUACUCAAUAUUUAGUGGGUUGUAGGAAAAAUACACAUCAGAAGACAGCUUUCUGAAUUAAUGAAAUCCUUUAUAUUUUAUAUACUCAAUAUUUGAGUCUAAAUUUGAGGGUUUUUUUACAUAUGCAUUAUUCAGAGUACUUUUAUUCAGAACAUUUCAGAAAUGUUCUUUGCAGUCUCAUCUGCAAGAAGAAUUUAUGGAAUAUCAUGGUGAUUGUCAAAAUGAAAUACUUCACUUUUUUAACUCGAAAGUUGAGUUGAAAAAUUGUGAUUACAAUGUAUAGAAAUAGUAAUGGCUCUAUCCAGUCUUCUUGUGGUGUAAUGAAUAGUAAAAUACACACUGAAGACACUUGACAGAUUGGCAACACAUCUGUUAUCUUUUAAGAGUACAGCAGCAAUGAUAAUAUGAACAACUCAUUUCAUUGUAUCUAGCCCAUCACUUAUUGCCAGAUCAGAAAUUUUAGGUUGUAAUGACCAAAUAGAUAGUCUAUUAAAGUCUCAAAGAUCUUGUAUUACAUAACAUUAUCUUCCCCCUAGCCCCAAUGCACAUGUAUAUAAAUAAAACAAUGAAAUAUCCAUAUCUGACUCAUGUGGUUCUGACUCAUUUUUAUAAUGAGGGUCUGAUUCAUUUUUUUAAAAUCUUCUUGGUCAAAUGAGAACAAAAUUCCUCCCCAAAGAUAAUUAAUUUACUGUUUAGAAGGUAUAUGAAAGUGGCUAUUAGGGGGUUCUUAAAACAAAAGUACCCCAACUGUAUAGAAUAAUUUCCAUGCAUGAUUUUUCUCUUAUUUUCAUUGUAGUCCAUGCAUUUUAUCUUCAGUAUGUUCAGUUGAAUCAUCCCCAUCUAUGCCAAUGUAAGAGCAAAAUAUGGCUUUCUGCAGCUUAAUGUAACAAGAAGUAAAAAGGAAAGUCAUAAUAAGAAAAGGAAACGAAUAGAUGUUAUUUUGCAUAAAGUCUGCACUAAGUUAAAAGCUAAAACAGGAAGGAAGUUACCACCACUGUGCUAGAUGGUAGCGCUUCAGUGACAUGUGCUUGCUUUUGAGAAAACCAGCAAUCUUCAAAUUAGUAUUAGGAAUAAUUACCGUGUUUAUAUUGUUACCUGAAUUUUUCAAAAUACAUGAAGCUAACACUGUAAUUGUGUCAUGCAUGGAUACCUGCUCAUCGAGUAACACCACUUUUCCCCUUUGCACUUUUAACAAUUCUUGCAAAAGAGCAGUGCAACAAAGAAGAGAAAACCAGAAUAUUUUGCUGAAGGCCAUUAUAAAUAAUUCUGAUUUCCAAAAUAUUCCAUGUAUUUGCCAGUCCUCCGGGAGGGAACAACAGUCCCAUACUAAACGCACAGAGUGUGAAUACAAGAGGGAUGUGAACGCUGAUAGUCAAGGAUCAGGGUCAGUAGCUAAAAAAGUAAGUGACCAAAAGCAAAACCUUGAAGUGAAAACAGAAGAUGUUGCUUACUUUUAUAAAUAUUUUAAUUUCUCUACAGUUUCCAAUAAAGAAGUAGAGCAUAAUACUUAUUACCUGAUGAUAAUACACAUCAACAAUUCUAUAGUCGGAGGAGGAAAUGCAGCCGAAGAACACCUAAAUCAUUCUUGUUUAAUGGCAAUGAUGGAAGACCAAAAUGACUGUAUGAAUAUUUCACUGCAACUGAAGUCUUAUGUGGAAUAUCCAAUGUGUAUGACGAAGAUCAUUUGGCUCACUAUGAUUCCAGUAGUUUUUGUGCUUACUAUUUCAACUGUCAUCUACAAAAUAAUCCAAGAAAAUAAAAACAUCUAUUAUAAACACAGAGUAGCAAUAUCAGUUUCUACUAUUCUAAGAAGAAAGAGUUACAGACAUUCAAGAAGAACCAUAUCUGCUACUAAAAUUCAUCCUUAUCCUGUGAAAACUAGCAAACAACAGAUUCCACUUACUGCACAGACCACAAAGAUACUGCCUGUAAUUCCUGAACAAGAGCAUUGUCAUGCGGAUCAACUCUAGAUUUAGAAGGUAAGUAAACAUCUUACAACUCUGAUUACUCUGUUUUGCCUUGUAUUUUUGGAAGUAAUAGUAGGCAAUAUCUGCUCAAAAUAAAUUACUACUGUGUCUAGCCAAGUAUAUGAGAUGAAAAACUGGAUAAUGUGUUUUGUAAGAUGUAGGUGGCAGGAAAAGAGAAUCAAUUUUCCUUCUGCUACCAAAAGUGAUCUAUAAUCAAAUGUGUUAGCCCAUUAAACCCUGUGUGUCCCUGCAGGUCCUGGUGCAAAUUCUGACACUUUUUUUCUGGUGUAAAGUAUUGUGUCCUACACUUCAGCAAUGUACUGACAUUUGUUUCUGACAAGGGCAGAGGGAAAAAAGCAAUUUGCAAAUGAUCUCUGAAGAAAAUCCCAUAUUUUAAAUACAUAGCUUGCUGAUGAAAUUCCCAAACUAAAGAAAUAGAUCACUCUGAUGUUCUCACACCAGUCAGAAGGAAUGACAAGAAGAUGGUUUCCACUUGGAACUAAAACUAGUCUCCCACUUCUAACUUUCUCCAGGCCUUGUGCUCCAGUAAUUGUUUCAGGAAGUCCAGAUGUAAGGAAAUAAGUCUGGAAAGAAAUGUGCACUAAGAGGUAUCUCUUCCUGAAAAUACUUGUAAUGUCUAGAAACAGAACAGAUGCUACUUGAAUAAGUAAUAUAGACAAGGUUAUGCUGCUUGAACAGAUGAUAUUACUGUGUGUGGUAAUUUUUUAGGUUCAAAGCUUAAGGAGGCUCCUUCUUUACCUUUAUUUAAAUUGGAUGGAGUUUUAUAUUGAAAACUCAAUAUUACGUCAUGCUAUCUUUUUAUUGUGUUAAAAAUAACUGAUGUACUGAAGAGCAGUUUGACUUUUUUGCUUCAUGUGGAACCAUGAAGAUGAAAUUGUACGUUGAGAGCAGAGCUAAAGAAUAAAUUUUUCAACAGCGUUGCUGACAGAAGAUGAGGUACCUCCAUAAUAAAUUAAAAACUGAGCUAAAUAAUUUUUUGGUGUUUGAGUGAGUCUGGCUGAGUCAUAGGAUGGUGUACUACAGUAAUUAAAAGUACUGACCACUUUUUAAGUGGUUGCCAUCCAUAGAUCUUAUGAGGACUUACAGAGAUGAGAAGUUGUUAUUAUUACUGUUCUAAAACGAGAAUAUCAGGAGGCACAAUGAGAUAACAUGACUUGGGAAGUCUGUGAACAUAACUGAGAGCAGCUCUCAGAUCGUCUGAGUUCAGCUGUUUGCCAUUUGGACUCAGCUUCCCAGCGAGCAGGCGUUUUGCAGGCCCCAUCAGCCUUCCUGUAGGGCAGCUUCUUCCUUUUCUCAGAGACUCCUCCCAGCCAUUUCAGUUCUAGACCUUUUUUUUUUACUGAUAUUUGUCAACUGUCUCUCUUUAUCUUCCCAUAUCCCUGUCUGCUAUGUACUUGCCCACCUUAAUUGUUUUUUUGUGAGAAGAUUUACUCUCGGGUUAAAAAUAAGACAUUUCCUAGGUUGUAAUAGGAUGCGUGACUAGGGGGGUGCUCACCUGCAUUCAGUGCCUUCAUUUAUACAGCAUUAUGGCUGAUCACUAGUGUGCUUUGUCCACCCAGGACGUCGCGUUCACCAAAACUCAUCUUUUAGAAGCUGGGAAAGAAGUCAUGGCCCAUUCCCAUGCAAAUUUAAUUUUUGUGUUGCUAGACAUGGGAGUAAAUGUUGGGAUGACCUUUUGCUUUCAUUAUCUUAAGUGUUAAGUAUUAAAGAGUAGAAAGAAGAGAUGGAACAACUUUUCAGAUAUUUGAUUGCUUUAUGAGACAAUAUAUGAGAUCUGGGACACUUUGGGAUUAAUCAAUCCCUUUCCUUAAUCUCUGGGUGAGUGACUGAAAGAAGAUUAGGUGUUUUGAGAAACCCCAAAAGCCUUAUUCAGUGCUGCACUGUACAGAAGCAGCCUUACUUUCCAGGUCAUAACUCAGUCUUCCUGUCAGAGGGACAGCUGGCAGUGAGGUGAAAGCUGGAUGUGAUCUGUGGGAAUAAUGCUGAGUACAUGAAAUUGUAGUGUUACAUGGCAUUGUGUGAAAAUAUUAUUAAAGGAUGUGGCUGCAGAGGCAGGAACUUAGAUCUAGAUCUUGCCUUUCAUGAUGUUAGGUUUUGAAUACAUUUCUCAAAGGCAUACUGUCUCAGAGCUAAACACUCUGUGAAAAUAAUCAAAAGUGCUUUCUGCUUUAGCUUUGCUUCACUUCCUCCAAAAAACCACUUCUCCCUUCCUUUGAUAAGGUCAGAUUCAGCUCAUUACUACUCGUGUCUGUGGGUGGCUCAGUGGCUACCAAUGCUGCUGCAGCUACUGAAAAGCUUGCUAGCAAGAAGUGCUUUUGGUUACCAAGGCUGGGGAAGGAGAUUGUCAUCUGCUUUUCUCAUGAGUGCUGGGUUUGUCUCUAUGAAGUCUCUACAACGCUGCUAAAGACUAGUUUGCUCAACAAGGAGGAGCUGGCUGUGCUACAAGUGCUGCACAUGAACAGCUGAGCCCUGAGACUGAAAAAUGCCAAAAUGAUUAAGUUCCAGAAUUGACAAAGACAGUUUUAGACUACAUCGACUUGAUAAAACCUGUUUUUCUUCCAGAGAAGGAGGUGGGAUGGAGAUAAGAAGUAUGUAUCAGGAGCUUCUUGAUCAAAAAGGAUCAUCUUUGUAUCACACUGACUGCUGCUCCCCUGAAGCACAUGCAUUUCAGACCACUGAUACAAGAACCUCCUCAAAUAAGGAAGGGUUCUAGCCAGAGCUAGAAAUCUGAGUGAGCUCCUGGGAUAGUGCCAAUCUCACCCUUCCCCGCUUCAAAUCUGGCUUCUGUCUAGUUGGUAAGAGUUACCUCCAUGCCUGCCCUGGAUCAAAUAGGCAAGACAGGGACAGGCAAACCACUUUUGAGCUACACUUUUCCUCAUUUCCAGCCAGCUGAAGCUGCACUAAGAAAAAGCAUUAACUACAGCACAGCAUUUGAUUCUCUGUCAGGAGGCUGCCUACACAGCAGCUGUGGUGGUUGUAACAGCAGCAUGAGAAGGAGGAAAUGAAAAAGCAAGGAUCACUCUGAUCACCAUCAUUAUUGCUACUGAGCUGGAGAACCUGCUGAUGACCUCAGCAGUGGCCCUUAACCCAACACAUUGAAAGCUGAAAGGCUGAAUGACAUUAUUUUUGGCCACAGGAAUGGUCAGGGGAGACUGAUUUGCAUAUUAUUUGCUCAUUGCUGAAGUUUGCAACAGGGAAGUAUUCCUCUUGUUAGUAGAUUGGGAGAGAUACCUAUAAUCAAUUACACAUUGCAACUUUCUGCUGUGUUUUUCUUUUGAUGCCAGAAAAAGACAUGUUUCUUCCUAUAAGUGUAUUUUAAAGUCUGUAAGACAAUACUGUUGAUCAUAAAAUACACUGAUAAACAUAUGACCAUACACAUCUGGCCAUGUUUAUAAAUAUACCCCAUGUGUCUGUGUGUAUCUAUAUAUCUGUGUGCAUGCACAGAAAUGCACACACAUGCUUCAUUAUUUACUAUCACGCUGACAGCUAAUUCAGUUAAUAAAAAAUGCACAACUUCUGCACUUGUGCCUUUGCCAAAGGAGAAUCUCUUCAGCAUAGGUUACUUACUCUCUGUGUAUUUUCACAGUAAUUAUUAUUUUUACAUUUGAGUGCCUGUUUAAGGGGAAGCAGCACUGUAUUGUCUGAAUCAAAAGCAGCAUUAAUGGAUUUCAUGAAUGACUAGGGACAGAACACUGUUCUGUUUGGGGAAAUUAGAGACUGAUACAGACCUGACAGUUCCUGGAGGAAGUGCUGCCAUUUUACGAGGAAAGAAAGAAGAAAAACUAAGUGUCUUAAAGCCAACUGUUGUGGACUUCCCCUUUUUUUCUUUUUUUUUUUUUUUUCUUUUUUUUUCUUGGAAGUACCCAGUGCUAUGCUCUGACCUGAUGCUAGAUCAAAUUCACCCAAAUCGGUCACUAUUAUCCCGAACAUUUUAUUUACUGCAAUCUCUUUGACAAUCAAUGCCCCGAGGGAAAGAUAAAACAAUCUUGGUGUCCUACAUCCCAUUAAUUCUUUUAAUAAAAUGGGUAUUCAUGUUAAAGACCGCAUAAAAGAUAAUGAAAGUUCCACAUCAGCAAUUGCCAAUGAUUUUUAGUACACUGCCUUUUGCCAUCAAUGCUUUCAACUCUCUUUGUGAAGAGCUUUGAGAUUCUUGAACAUGUAAGGUGCUUCACAUCUCUGUAUUUCUUUCUGAGUGACAGUGCUGCUGUAUAGUUAGAUAAGACAAGUCAGCCUCCCAGUGAACAUAGAAUUUAAGGCAGGAUCUUAUCUUCAGGUGAAAUGGAUUACAACACUGGACCACAAUGUGGAUGACAGGUAGGGACGACGCACAGGGGAAGCAUGUGUAUGGCUGAAAAGAUGAAAACCUCUUUCAAAGAAAUUGUAAAAUAGAAGAAUUUGAUGGGUCCUUUUACUCUCUUACAAUCUGAGAAGCAUGUAGACAUGAACCCUCAUGGCCACAGUAAAUAACUAAGAGUAUGAGAGGUUGAUUCCUAUCCAGCUACAUUCACAGUAUCAUCACUGCCAUUGUUUUCUAAGGAAACACUCCCCUAGCAAAUUAGAAAUGUGAUUGUGCAUAUUCUAGUCUAAUGCCAGAAAAGUUCAGUGCAGAUGUACCUAGGGUAUUACCUGGGCUUUGGCUCAGGCCCCUGCUACCUUCUUGAAGAGGUCUUUAAAUGCCAUCAUUGACGAACUUAGUAGCACAAACAGAAAGUGCAGCUAAAAAUAUUCUUCCCCUGCUUUUCCUUAUGUGACUGUGACUUUACAAAAAUGUUUUCAUAUUUUAAAGAAUCUCUCUCUCAUCUGUCUUCAAGCAAGACACCCACAGAAACAACAGAAGAGAGAUAUUAUGCAGAGAAAACAGUGAAACUCAUAAAAUAUUCUAGCAAAGACAAGUACUGAGUGUGCUUAGGAGUGAGAGAAAGAUUACAGUUAAGCUGUUUUUCAUGCAGGUGUUUGUAAAGAAUAGUAGAUGUGAUUUUAAAUUGCUAGGAUCCUUCCAAUUAUCCUUUUGACACUGUUUCUGAAAAGCAUUGCUUCAGUGCUCUGAAGUGAUACUACUGGAGUUAAAGCUAUCAUUAAAUAUGGAGUGAAGCUGCUGAAGGCAGAAGUUCCUACUAAUAUACUGACCUACUAGGUUUGCCAGUUGGCUCUUUUUGUUAGACAUAAUUUUUUUAUACUUUCAGUAAUUUCUGUAAAUAACUAUGAUUCUAUGAUUAAUGCCCUCAUGCAGCUUUAAAUUGUUUUCAGAAGUGUAUGCACUCAAUUACAUUUGUUUUUUAAUUACGUUUGUUUUCUAAGUAUCAUGAAAGGUAAUUCCUCCUCUGUUUCUGCUUCAAGUCUUAAUCUUACAUUAAAAUGAAAACUCCUCUCAGUACAAAAGAGCUCACAGAAUCAGAUUGCUGAGCACAUUCCAGGGUACUUGGCACAGUUAUUGGGUCCUGCAUAAAAUGCAUGCCAGGAUGUGUUUCUCUCCAAAACAGACACAAAGGGCUCCAAAGGGAAGCACUCCUGCUUGCUGGCAGAACUGGACUAUAAGGAGCACUGUGUAGGCUGUUUAAACCCACUGUUCCAUUAGACAGCAUCAAUUUUUGAUGCAUGGUAUCCUGCCUACACUUGUCAUUUUCUAGCUCACUUCAGCAGCUGCUGCCUCCAGUAUGAUUUCACAGCCAAGGUACACUUCUUAUCCCAGCUCUUAUAAUGUAAAAGAAAAUGGAGACAGACGUUGUAACUGGGCCUGCAGCUACAGGAACUACCAGAAUGGGUGACAAGUUAAAUUUGCUUUUUCACUCAGUGUGCAAACAAGAAGUACAGAAAUUCUCUGCUUCCACACUGCCUCCCUCUUCUCCUCCCUCAGCAUUGUAUAGUUCCUUAAAAAGUAAGCUGAACUUGACUGAGAUCAGAGCAUUUUCAUAUUUAUAGUUUACUUUGAAUACAUAGUCAUUGUUUACUUUGGCUGAACACCAGGUAUCUAGUGGGCCUGCGCCCAGUCCCCCCAGAGGGAAGGGGAGGGGGGAAGAGGGAAGAAGAAGGAAAAAAAAACCCUACCGAACUGAAGCUGCUAAGAAAGGGUGUUUAUGUUUACACAAAGAGGGAAGACACUAUAAACACUAUACACACAGAGAAGAACUAAAAAUAAAGACACUUCCCCACAACCGAUGCUCUUCUCCCCCGAAGGAACGGCCCGACCGCUCCGCUCAGCUACCUGGAAGAGAAGGGGCCACUUGCUUCCUUCCUGUCUAUUUUAUAUCUGAGCUGACAUAACAUGGUAUGGAAUACCUUAUUGGUAAAAUACACAUCAAAUGACCUCUCCUAUUUCCAUUUCCUUCUCAGGGAGAGUAACAAACCCAUUACACUCAUCACAUGUUACUCUGGGAGAUGCAGGCCAAAUUUCAAAAGUGUCAUCGAUGAUUACUGAGAAGCAUUUCAUUUGGGAGUGUGGAAAAAGCUGCCUUCAUUAUUUUCAAAUUUGUCCCACUGUGUAUCAGUACAGAAUGGGAAAUGCAGUUGGGCACAGAGGGGCACUUCAGCCAGGUGAAUAUGAUAAAUGCUCUCCAGGGCAGCUUUUGGCUCAGCUUCCCUGAAAGUGGGUAAGACCCAGUGCACCUCACUCAGCUUGCUGUAUCAUACUCUCAUGGGGCAGGUACCUGAGCCACCAUUCAGCUGUCCAGUAUCAGUCUUAGGUCUUUCAAUACAAUCUGAUGUGCAUUGUCUAUUUUGUCUGCCUCUUAGUUUCACUGUUGCUGUCUUUUGUAAUAAAGAGGAGAAUUCAUUACUGUGAAAGCCAAAAUUACAACAUUUGAGAUAAAUUAGGAAAGACCUAACUAACCUCCUCUUUUUUCUGACACUGUUCUCUUUAGUUUCAGGUAUUGCCAUGCGAAAUAACAUCACUAUUGGAUGAAAGAAGACACAUUGUACACCACAGAAGAAAGCAUCUCCAUUUCCAGUUUGAGGAGCUAUG